Coffea eugenioides is the source of this 1480-nucleotide messenger RNA. Its product is annotated as neuroguidin. The coding region runs from base 109 to 1074 and encodes 321 amino acids. Gene Ontology annotation, cellular component: small-subunit processome; nucleolus. Gene Ontology annotation, biological process: maturation of SSU-rRNA from tricistronic rRNA transcript (SSU-rRNA, 5.8S rRNA, LSU-rRNA). Lineage: Eukaryota; Viridiplantae; Streptophyta; Magnoliopsida; Gentianales; Rubiaceae. The transcript has 8 exons. The record is from RefSeq and is a predicted model, not a curated record.
ACAGACCUUCAAAUUCAUAGGAAAGGGAAAAGCCCCAACUCAAAAUUAGGAGUACAAAAGCUUCAAAAGUUGAUAAAAUUGUUCCUUUCACAGAAGUAAUUGUAAAGCAUGGCGGAGGCAGAUGCAUCAGUGGAUAACAACGCCAGAAUAAGCAAAGAAGCGCCGCAGCUGGUUGCGGUCUUGAAAGAGAUGAAUUAUGGUUUGGAUACAGUCAGGGCGAAGAUUGAAGCUCUUACUGCAAAGGUGAAAGCAGAUAAUUUUCCCACAACAGAUGGAAUAAGCUAUCUAGACGCGAAGUAUUUACUGCUUCUGAAUUAUUGUCAGUCACUUGUGUACUAUUUGCUUCGCAAGGCGAAAGGUUUAUCUAUUGAAGGACAUCCUGUUGUAAGGAGCCUUGUGGAGAUCAGAUUGUUUUUGGAGAAGGUUCGCCCAAUUGAUAAAAAACUUCAGUAUCAGAUAGGGAAGCUUGCUGGAGUGACCCCCAGAAAUGUAGUGGAGAAUCGAGAUAUUACUGUGGAGGAGACUGAAACAGCUAAAGAAGAAGAGAAAUGGUUAAAGUACCGACCAAAUCCGGAUAUGCUUAUUAGCAAAACAGAUGCAACUCUGGAGAAGGAUGGAGUAUACCGCCCGCCAAAACUUGUGCCUGCUACUAUGGACGAAGAUAAAAUGUCUCGACAGGAGAGAAAUGCCAUGAGAAAAGAGAAAGAAACUUUACGUCAGGCUAGACGGAGUGCUUAUGUGAGAGAAUUGAUGAAUGACCUGGAGGGAAAACCUGAAGAGGUUAGAGAAGAUAUUGGAACUGAAAGUGCAGAAGUAACUAAGUACAUGGAAAAGAUGGAACAACGUGCACAGCAAGAAGAAGAGCUCUUUAUACGUGCUCCUCUUACAAAAGCUGAGAAGCAGAAAAUGAGGCGUCUGAAGAAACCAAGGAAUGGGUUGCUUGAUCUGACGGAGAGCUUCUAUGAUGAGAUAAAGACUCUGCCUUUAGAGGAUAAUGGACCUGAGCAAUCAGCAGUUAUUGGCAAUGGCAACAGUAGUGAGAGAAAAUUCAAGAAGCAAAAGAGGAGGCAUUAAGAAACAGCCAGGUUUCGGUUCUCUGAGUAGAUAGCAAAAUUGAUUGGAGGAACUGCUAGGCUCUGGACAUUUCAGCUGUUAACUACGAGAUUGAAAGUUGAAGGUCACUUGAUGAUGUAGAUUGUAGAAGAUUCAUCUCAAUUCAGAUGGCUUUGUAUUGUUGAUUUUUCCUUUUUCGGGCAGUUUUUUUUAUUGUUGUUUUGUUCUGUGGUUGUUUUCAGUUGUAAGAUUACUUAAUAGAGGUGCUUGACAUUUACAAGGUUAUCGUGAUUCAAUUUUCUCGUCUACAUGAUAUGGCAAAGAGUCAUAAACUUCUUGUGCUCUUAUUCGCACCAUACUUCUCGAUUGUGCUCAGGGAAUUAAUGAAAAAGGGGACGCAGGAGAAAGAUCAACUCCUCUUAAAUUA